AUGUGUUUUUUCAGUAGUUUUCUUUUGUACCCAUUGCCUGAUUUUAUGAAAGUCAGCAACCAUUAGCCUUAGCAAAAAUAUAAACAAUGCAUUACAAUUGUAACAUCUAAACGUUAGACAGGUUCUAGGCCAAAUAGAGGGAAACCGUAUAGAGGCAGAUAUGAAGAACAAGCAGCGUUUAAAGCUUAGAGGAUUAGGUUUGCUUGUUUGACACAAAUAACACAUUAACAAGAGUACACCAAAAUGACUUAUUUGAUCAGUUACUUUCACUGGAUAUACAACAGUGGUUUCAGAGAUUCAAGUUCACAAGAUGCCCAAAAACAGAGAGAAACAAUACUGUACUUCUGAUGGUAGCAAAUAACAGUUAACUUAAUUUACGUAAAUUGAUAUUUUAGAAAUACAAAUGACUACUUAAAGACAGUCACCUUUAUUGGAGGGUGCUGCCAAUAAACUGCCUGGACCUCAAACCAGCAAAGCCUCUUCCAACAAAUGAGCUGAAAACAAAAGGAUGACAUUGCAGUGGCUUUCCAUAAGGAACAUCUUAAAAAUGUGUUACACAUGAAUAAACUCACUGAUGGUCAAACUCAACACACCAUUUCGAACUAUCAACCACACCCUUAACAUUUAUUCAAGACCGCAUGUGGAGAAGGUGAAAAGCUUAAAGUUCCUCGGCGUACACAUCACUAACAAUCUGAAAUGGGUAAAGAAGAUGCAACAGCACCUCUUCAACCUCAGGAUAUGCUGAACAAAUUUGGCUUGGCCCCUAAGAAUCUCACAAAUUUUUACAGAUGCACAAUUGACAGCAUCCUGUCGCGCUGUAUCUCCACCUGGUACGGCAACUGCACCACCUGCAACCGCAGGGCUCUCUAGAGCGUGAUGCGGUCUGCCCAAUGUAUUAUCGGGGGAAAACUUCCUGCCCUCAUUUUGACAGCUACAUUUUUGAGAUUUAAUUUUAAACUUUUUAAACAAAAGCUCUUUCUCUGAGAAAUUGUAUUAGUAUAAUAUAAUUUCCCCCUUUUUUUUGCAUACAAUAUAGCUCAGAAUUUGUAUUAUUUAUUUAGUCUUUUUUGCUCAUCUUUAUCAAGGGUGUCAAUAAUUUGAGGUGACUGCAUAUAACUAAGACAUUUUAGUUAUUUUGUUUUUAUUUAUUUGUAAACAUUUAUAUUUCUUUUCACUUUGACAUUAUGGAGUAUUUUGUGUAGAUCCGUGACAGCCAUUUAAUGUCCCACCUGAAAGGCGGCACCCUACACAUAGCAAUGUCCCCAAUCGUGCCCUGGGGCAUUGGGAAAAGGUGUUUUAGGCCAGAGGAAGGGGUGCCUCUUACUGGCCCUUCAGCACCACUUCCAGCAGCAUCUGGUCUCCCAAGUUCUAGAGUUUCAUCAGAACGUUGCAACAACAUUAAGCCUGAAUUCAAAAUGGAUUCAAUUGUCGUUGUUUUCACCCAUCUACAGAAAGUACCACAGGAAUGUCGUCUAGGGUACACCGUCGUUGGGUACGCCCUUUACUUCUACACCUACAGCACAUGGAAAGGGCGGUCAGUGUACAUGGAGGACCUCUAUGUAAUGCCUGACUUCAGAGGAAAAGGCAUCGGAACGGGACUGAUGGCCAAAGUAGCUCAGGUAGGGGUGGAGAAGCAGUGUGUGCGGCUGCAGUUUUCUGUCCUAGAAUGGAACAAACCAUCACUAGAUUUCUACAUUGCCAAAGGUGCCGAGGACCUGACUGCCAAAGAAGGUUGGCACUUCUUACGGUUUCAUGGACAAUCCCUGGACACAUUAGCUAAGGAAGCACCUAAAGAUUAGAUUUUAUAGGCCUGGGUCUAGUUUGGUUCCGCCCAUAACAUCACACAGUGGGCAGGUUCAUUUUGCGUUGGUAGGUGGGUAGGACUAAUGGAAACUCCGCUCAGCCGGAGCCCUGGGCGAUGCAAAACAAACUCUCCCAGUCAUCCUUUAUGUUUAAUGUGCAUUUAAAUAUAGUCAAACAUUAUUACAUUUUUAUACUUAAAAUUUAUUUUGAUUUGUUUAACACUUUUUUGGUUACUACAUAAUGUGUUAUUUCUUAGUUUUGAUGUCUUCACUAUUCUGCAAUGUAGAAAAUAGUCAAAAUAAAGAAAGAUCCUGUAA
This is a messenger RNA of Oncorhynchus nerka (sockeye salmon), 2120 nucleotides long. It is a transcript of the gene sat2b, whose product is annotated as spermidine/spermine N1-acetyltransferase family member 2b. The record is from RefSeq and is a predicted model, not a curated record. The coding region runs from base 1221 to 1799 and encodes 192 amino acids. The transcript has 5 exons. NCBI's taxonomy places the organism in Eukaryota, Metazoa, Chordata, Actinopteri, Salmoniformes, Salmonidae. Gene Ontology annotation, molecular function: N-acetyltransferase activity.